Molecule: messenger RNA, 7438 nt
Organism: Procambarus clarkii (red swamp crayfish)
Lineage: Eukaryota; Metazoa; Arthropoda; Malacostraca; Decapoda; Cambaridae
Product: lysosomal proton-coupled steroid conjugate and bile acid symporter SLC46A3
Biological process (GO): transmembrane transport
Cellular component (GO): membrane
Molecular function (GO): transmembrane transporter activity
Source: RefSeq, a predicted model, not a curated record
UGGCCCCAGCUCAGUCCCGGGCAGGAUCUACAGGCAACACCAGCCCGGCCGGACUUGAGACGAGCGUCACCACUGGGGGAUUUCACCCGCGAGUUUUAGUUCCCAUACGGGGAAAGUUUAUUACCAGAAGCCGGGGCUUUUUUUUUUGUAUAUAAGCACAAUGGAAAUAUAAAAUGUAUGUAGAUCCUGAGUGAAGAGACACAGGGGGGGACAGUGUGUGUGUGUGUGUGUCAGAGGGCGAUACAUAAGCGUAGAGCCCUUUGUUGCUACUGACAGUUGUUGGGGAGUGUGUGUGAGGUUCACCAGCCCAGGAUGGAGGCACCCGGCAGUUGGUGGCGGAGGUUCGUAGCGGUGUUGGGGACCAUCUCCGUGGAGCCCAUCAUGCUGCUGGAUGGCCUGGCCUACUCCAACAUGGUAGUGCUGGUGGAAAACCUCCAAAUGGACAAAGUAUGUCUUGUCAACCUCAAUCAAACGUCAGAGGUGUGCUCGAACCUCACAAACUACAAAGACGUGAAGGACAGCAUGAGUAAGGAAGUGAGUGUGUUCGCCAUGUACAACGGUAUCAUCACUGCAGUCAUCCCGCUCUUUUUCAUCCUGUUCAUGGGUGCUUGGAGCGACAAGUACGGCAGGAAGGUGCCCCUGGCGGUGUGCACCUUCGGCCACCUCCUCUACAGUUUAGGCUACCUGGUGGCCUCGACGGUCGGGACGUGGCCAGUGGAGUACCUGCUCUUCGUGGCCCUCCUCGACUCCUUGGGUGGUGGCACCGUGUCCUUCCUCACGGCUUCCAACUCUUACAUCAGUGACGUGACGUCAGAGUCGACCAGAACUUCUCGCGUGGGCCUGGCAAACAGUAUCUGGUUCCUCGGCGGCCCCAUUGGCACUCUGAUUGGCACUUACAUAUAUAAAGCCGGUGGGUACCAGAUGCUCUUUGGCACGUCCUUGAGCAUGUACGUGGUAAUCCUCCUAUACAUCAUAUUCUUCUUGCCGGAGAGCCACGGACCCUUUGCCAACGUGCAGAAACUGGAAAAAAUUCUGCCUCCGAAGCAGUCUCUGCGACUCCGGGAGAGCAUUGCUUGGGUGUACGGCAUCGACAAGGUCAAAAAGAAGAACGUUUUGCACACCAAGAGCGUCCUCAAGAAGGUUAAAAGAAUCACCCUCACUCUGAUGAUUAAGGACUUCUUUAACCCCAAGAGGAUCACGGAGAGCUUCAAGUGCACGCUCAAGAAGAGAGAAGGCAACGUGAGAAUCUACAUCCUGCUGCUCAUCCUCUGCAACCUGCUGAGGAAGCUGGGUCGAGGAGCCUACAUGUACCUGUUCACGAGGCAGGUGCUCGGCUGGCAGGCCUCCGACUACGGUCUCUGGGUCACCUACAAGAAUCUGCUGGCUACCCUGGGGUCGCUGGUGGCGGUGCCGGUGCUGAGCGCGGGACUGAAGGUGUCGGACAACGUGCUGGCGCUGGUGGGGGCCUUCUCCUCCGUCUUCGACUACGUCUUCUACGGCCUCGUCACCCCUGGCACCUUCUUCUUCAUGUGGCUCGCGCCCGUGGCCGCCCUCUUGGUCAACUCCUGCGCCAUCGCCAUCCGAGCUUUGCUGUCCAAGUACGUCGCUCCGGAUGAGCUAGGUAAGGUGUCAGCAGUGCUGGGGGCCCUGGACGGAGUGAUGCCCAUGGUCAGUUUCUCCCUCUACACCGCCGUCUACCACUCCACGGUCCACAUCUUCCCCGGGGCACAGUUCUUCUUCGGCACCUCGGCUAACCUCCUCAUGGUCCUCUUGUUCAUUGUGGUGAUUCUGGCGGAUCGAGGAGCCUCCUAUGCCGUGGAGACAGCCCAACCGCCUCAGCCACCGGGUCCGGUGACGGAGAAGAGCCUGGUCACCCGAAAGGACUCACGCUGGCUCUUCGACGAAGAGAGUAAUGGCAAGAUCCGCCUGGCGACGAUUCUCCUCUCCUCCAUGAACUUCAGCAUCGAGGUGCCCAUGAUUGAGUACAUGUACGGCCGGCCCCUCGAGACCAUCCCAGAGGAGAGCGAGACGGAGGAGAUAGAGGAGAUUGAGGUGGAGAAGGCCAACAGCUCCUCUUUUGAGAAUAACGCCUAUGUUAACGAUAAGGAUGAUGUCCAGAUUCACUCCUAUGUAAAUAAUUGUAAACCUUGUAAUUAGAAUCGUCACAAUCUAAUGUAAUUAUCGUUGUAUAUUAUGUAAACAAAGGAAAUUGAUACUAUUCAAUACAAAUUUUAUUUGAUAGUAGAGCAAGCGAUCUAACCUUAUUAUAUGAGGUUGUAUGAACACUGCUGUGUAUGAUUAAGGCCAUCCAUAGGUUAACCAAAUUGUGUGCACCACAGUGGUGUUUGGAGCACCAACCAUGACAUUACCGAAUCAUGCUCUCUGGCAGCUUGACAAGCCACUGGCUAUGAUCAUAUUAAUUGUAUAUAUAUAUAUAUUUUUACCAUUAAGGUGUACUUUAAGUGCCAUGUUCUUUUCAUUUGUUUAUUUCCCCUUGACAAGAAAAUACUUGCCCAAGUUCAUCCCAGACAGAGUCACGUGUUUUUUGCAUACGGGUCACUCGGCUUGUGCUGCCAUCUCUUGGAGGAGGAUAGAGUUGUUUUACAGUUUGCUGACUGUGAUGAACUGGGGUUGGGUUAUUGUCGGGGUCUGGCGACGGCUGCUCUCUGGUUAUGAUACUCAGCCACCUGCUCACUCCUGGGCCUACCUGCACUCUUGGGCCUACCUGCACUCUUGGGCCUACCUGCACUCUUGGUCCUACCUGCACUCUUGGGCCUAUCUGCACUCUUGGGCCUACCAGCACUCCUGGGCCUACCUGCACUCUUGGUUCUACCAGCACUCCUGGUCCUACAAGCACUCCUGGUCCUACCAGCACUCUUGGUCCUACCUGAACGUUUUCCUCACCAACAUUCUGUACAUACGUUCACUGUCUGGGUUCCCUUCUACGGAACAAUUUUAAAUAGAAUUCCUCAUGUAAGUUUCAGCAUAUAACUACAUUUACUCUACAUUUUUCACAAUUAUUUCAGUGCUUCUGGGGAGUUGUCCGAGACCAUUAAAGCCAAAAAUAACCUGAAUAUUACAAUUUCACGAGAAUUUUAUGGGAUCUUUGAGCGCCAUUUAAAAGUUCAUAAUGUGCUUCAGUCAGUGCCUGCUUCUUGAGGCAGGGGGCGCCACAACAUUAAUGCAUUCUAUAAGACUGGUCUGCCCAUAGGUGAUGUAAAGGGUUCUGAAUGCUCCUGAAAGCUGUUCUGAUGAUUUAAGUGUAAUGCCGCUGAUAUUAUCAUAUCUAUGUGUUCCACUGGGGGUAAGGCAUGGUGUCUGUUAUACCCCAAGUUUUUUUCUCGAGUUGUUUCAGGGAGGUGAGUCCCUUUCAUUACGUAAAGUCCUGUUGGUCUUCUGUUCCCUGUAUGACCUACUUGAAUUCUAGUAACUAAGUCUCGAACCAACUCUGCCAGUUGUCUAUGUCUUCUGGGUAAAUACUGGGUCGGUAACAGGGUUGUUGAUUUGUGGAACCAAUUACCGCGUAACGUGGUGGAGGUGGGGUCCCUCGAUUGUUUCAAGCACGGGCUGGACAAGUAUAUGAGAGGGAUUGGGUGGUUAUAGAUAGUAGCUGCCUCGUAUGGGCCAAUAGGCCUUCUGCAGUUACCUUUGUUCUUAUGUUCUUAUGUUCUUAAAUAUUUUUCAAUCUUCUUGUGUGCCGACUCUUUUCAUUUAUUUGGCAUCAGCCCAAAAAACAUUGACACGUAGGACUCUGCUUCUGUGGCAAGGUCAUGGUCAUCGAUGAGAAAUAAUAUAGGAAGUAUAAGACCGAUCCUUGGUAAGUUCAGGCUUGGUAUGCUGUGUCAAUCUUGCUCUCUCACCCAUUUUUCUCCUUCCUCCUCUUCCAUUUGAGACUCUGCUUCCUGUCUGUUAGGUACUCUUAUCCGAUUUAGACAUCUUCCUUAUAAUUGUACCUGGUUCCACACCUUCACGUUUAUGUAGUUGUCUCUCAUGAAGAACUGUCUCAAACGCUUUUUGACUGUCUGGUAAAAAUGUAGCCUGCGCAUCUAUCUUCAACCUAUCUUUCCAUCGUCAAUUUGUCACUGAGCUCUAUUUGGUUGACAAGGUACAAUUACCUUUCCCUACAGCUGCAUUAGAGAUGUUUUAUAAAUGUAAUUAUAAUUAGAUGUUGUGUUAGUCUUAUGCUUAUUAUUCUUUCAUGUACUUUGCAGGGGAUGUUUGUCUGUGACUCUGGUCUGAGGGUUUGUGCCUCCUUCCUCUCUCAUGUUUUGUAGACUGGCAUCAUUUUUGUGUUCAGUUGCGUGCGUGUGUGUGUGUGUGUGUGUGUGUGUGUAUGUGUGUGUGUGUGUGUGUGUGUGUGUGUGUGUGUGUGUGUGUGUGUGUGUGUGUGUGUGUGUGAAUAUUUCAGUUAAAAAAUAACAAUUACCUCAGCCUCUUGUUUGAUGGAUCACCUCUUAAACACCUGUGACAGGUAAAAACAUGCUUCUUUUGAAAAACAACGCCAUCUAUUGUACAUAGGAGCAACACACACACGCACGGCUUGACAAACAAAGGCAACAGUUAUCAUUGAUGGCUGCCUUCCACCGGACAAUAUAAGGCCCAAAUAGGUGUAUGAAAUAGCCUUCUGAGUGACCAUUAAAAUAAUCCAGUCGGUAGCAUCAUUUGCCCUUUGCUGAUAGUAAUAAUGGAGCAGAAAAUCAAACAAUGGAGAUGUGACAUGGAAUGUAGAACUAACUGACGCUGAUAAAAAGUAAUUUCAUAACAUAUGAAAGAGGAAAUAAUGCAGAAAUAAAGUGACCCCCUAAAAUGGACUUAGUAUGCUAUCAGAAUGAGGUUUUUAAAUUGAUGGAACAGAACAGAAGCUCUCCCUCUUGUUGUUGUUAAAGAUUCGCUACCUGGAACAAAGUUCCAAGUAGCACGGGCUAUGGUGAGCCCGCAGUGCCUUCAGCUCUCGCUCAGGCAAUAGUUACGACCGUGUCCUUGUCUCAGAUUACACAAGUCCGAAAAUUCAAAGUAACAGGGCAUGAGAGGGAUGAGAACCAGUUGGCAUACCAAGAACGAGACUAAAUAAGAAUCGACGAAUUCGUGAGAUUAUGUCAUUGUACCGAGUGUGCUGAAUUACCUCACUCCUUGAUCAAGAAUAUAUACAAAUAAAUACUUUACCUCCAUGACCGAGAAACAAGUGUUGUACAAACACGACUCUUGGUUCAAGGGGCAUCCUGGGUGUAGACAGUAAGGCAGCCUGGUACACCAGACAGCUUGGGUGUAGACAGUAAGGCAGCCUGAGACACCAGACAGCCUAAGUGUAGACAGUAAGGCAGGCCUGGUACACCAGACAGCCAGGGUGUAGACAGUAAGGCAGCCUGGUACACCAGACAGCCUGGGUGUAGACAGUAAGGCAGCCCUGGUACACCAGACAGCCUGGGUGUAGACAGUAAGGCAGCCUGGUACACCAGACAGCCUGGGUGUAGACAGUAAGGCAGCCUGGUACACCAGACAGCCUGGGUGUAGACAGUAAGGCAGCCCUGGUACACCAGACAGCCUGGGUGUAGACAGUAAGGCAGCCCUGGUACACCAGACAGCCUGGGUGUAGACAGUAAGGCAGCCCUGGUACACCAGACAGCCUGGGUGUAGACAGUAAGGCAGCCCUGGUACACCAGACAGCCAGGGUGUAGACAGUAAGGCAGCUUGAGACACCAGACAGCCUAAGUGUAGACAGUAAGGCAGCCUGGUACACCAGACAGCCUGGGUGUAGACAGUAAGGCAGCCUGGUACACCAGACAGCCAGGGUGUAGACAGUAAGGCAGCCUGGUACACCAGACAGCCUGGGUGUAGACAGUAAGGCAGCCUGGUACACCAGACAGCCUGGGUGUAGACAGUAAGGCAGCCCUGGUACAACAGACAGCUUGAGUGUAGACAGUAAGGUAGCCCUGGUACACCAGACAGCUUGGGUGUAGACAGUAAGGUAGCUCUGGUACACCAGACAGCCUGGGUGUAGACAGUAAGGUAGCCCUGGUACACCAGACAGCCUGGGUGUAGCCAGUAAGGCAGCCCUGGUACACCAGACAGCCAGGGUGUAGACAGUAAGGCAGCCUGAGACACCAGACAGCCUAAGUGUAGACAGUAAGGCAGCCUGGUACACCAGACAGCCUGGGUGUAGACAGUAAGGCAGCCUGGUACACCAGACAGACAGGGUGUAAACAGUAAGGCAGCCUGGUACACCAGACAGCCUGGGUGUAGACAGUAAGGCAGCCCUGGUACACCAGACAGCCUAAGUGUAGACAGUAAGGCAGCCUGAUACACCAGACAGCUUGGGUGUAGACAGUAAGGCAGCCUGGUACACCAGACAGCCUGGGUGUAGACAGUAAGGCAGCCCUGGUACACCAGACAGCCUAAGUGUAGACAGUAAGGCAGCCUGAUACACCAGACAGCUUGGGUGUAGACAGUAAGGCAGCCUGGUACACCAGACAGCCUGGGUGUAGACAGUAAGGCAGCCCUGGUACACCAGACAGCCUAAGUGUAGACAGUAAGGCAGCCUGAUACACCAGACAGCUUGGGUGUAGACAGUAAGGCAGCCUGGUACACCAGACAGCUUGGGUGUAGACAGUAAGGCAGCCUGGUACACCAGACAGCUUGGGUGUAGACAGUAAGGCAGCCUGGUACACCAGACAGCCUGGGUGUAAACAAUGAGGCAGCCUGGUACACCAGACAGCCAGGGUGUAGACAGUAAGGCAGCCUGAUACACCAGACAGCCUAAGUGUAAACAAUGAGGCAGGUAGUAUUGGUCUUACAUACGUUAGUCUUUAUUGUAUAGUACAAGUCUUCUUAUUUAUGUGAUAGUGCUAUUGUAUAAUAGUCUUACAUUGCUCCUGUAUUUUCUAUUGUCCCUUGUAUGAUAGUCUUUUGUACUGCCCCUUGUAUAAUACUCUUGUGAUAGUCGUAAUACUCUCGUGAUACUCAUUUGUAUAAUAGUCUUGUGAUACUUGUAUAAUAGUUUUGUGAUACUCACUUGUAUAAUAGCCUUAUGAUACUGCCAUUGUAAAAUAGCCUUUGAUAUUGCAAUUGUAUAAUAGCUUUCACGUUUGUUGUAGUUUGAGUGUAUAGAUUAGUGUGUGUGUGUGAGACACCAUAUGUGAUCACGUCCACAAACAAUGCAGUCUGUAUAAUAGAUAAUGUAUAAUGUAGUCCAUGAUGUAAUUUAGUAUUUGCAUUAUAUCGUCCAUGUACAAUAACCUGUAAAUAGUUUAUAAUGACGAAGCCAAUGUAUAAUUGUCCCCCCUGUAUAUUAGACCAUGUUAAAAAUUGAGUUUAUGUAUAAUAUAGUCUAUGUAGAAUAUAGUUUAUGUAUAAUACAAUCUGUAUAUAUUGUGCCCAUACACGCUUCUUGUAUUUAACGAAUAUAUUGACAUCACUAAUAAAUUUGGACAAUAUAUGUGAA